ACAGCGUCACCAACUGUCAGAUUACUGGAAGCCUACGGGCAGUUUCGUUUCCGCGGACACUCCGCCUCUUGUGACUGAACUCUACCAGGAAACACUCGGCUCAGAAGUGCAGAAACACUCCGUCACACACUUGCUGGAAUUAAUGUUAACCUCAGAGGAGCCUCAAAGAAAGAUGUCAGCCAUCAUCACGGCCUUCCUCCUGACUCUUUCUACACUUUGCCAGCCCACAGUGGUAUUGGGAAUCCUCAGCGGACCUACAAAUGUCAACUUGACCUCCUACAACAUGAACCUGGUGCUAAGGUGGAAUCCAUCUAAAGGGGCAGCCAACAACCUGGUCUACAGAACAGAGUACAAAACUUCAGUCACAACCUACACAACAGGGUGUGUGAACAUCUCCACCCUUGAAUGUGACUUCACCCGCCUCAUCUAUCCAUCCAUCACUGAGAAUGGAAAGUAUACUGGCAGAGUGCGGGCGCAAUUGGGGUCAGAGAGUUCUGCCUGGGUGGAAAGUAACCACAUUACCUUGGACAAAGACACCAUCAUUGGUUCACCCAAUGUCUCUCUUUUGUCUAAUGGGGCCGCUAUCGAAGUCAGCAUUAUAGACCCAGUGAUGGUGAUCUCAACCCUCAGGAAUGUUUACAUUUUUGCCACUUACAAAAUCACCUACUGGAAGGACAGCCAGAAACACAAGGCCAAAAACAUUAGCAAUAUACUACAAAACCGAGUAGUUCUGAAUGACCUGGACCCAUGGACCAAGUACUGUGUUCAAGUCCAAAUCAAAACAGAGAGGAACCCCAACCCCAGUCAGCCCAGCAGAAUUUUCUGUGAAAGUACCACCAAUGAACAAGAACCUCCUUGGGUGGCAGCAAUGCUGACAUUUGUCUUCAUGGCAAUGGGAGCGGCUCUGGUUGUGAUUGUGGUGGUGUAUAGGAAAAGUAUAUCCCACUUUCUUUGUCCUACAGAUUCACUGCCGCAGCACUUCAGAGAGUAUCUGCUGGCGCCCCCCAACUCCUACAUCUACUUGGUCAUGCAGAAUUCCCACCCACCUGAGGAGAUCUAUCACAAAGUCCGAAUCAUCGAAGAUGACAGGACUGUGGAGAAAAGAGGCCCUCUGGUGGUAGAAAUGACCGCCAGCAACAAACAGUCUGAUGUCACAAUGUGUGGGAGACAAAAGGGAGAAAUUAUCAGCAGGGAUGACGUUAAAGCCACUGAGAAACAAUGAAAUAUCCUGCCCUUGCUUGACUUCAGAGUUAUAGUGCAACAAACGCUGCUACAAUGUCAUAUUUUUCCUCAACCCAGGUGUUACUGUGAAUGAUUGUAUAAGAGAGUCACAGAGCCAUAUAGGAGUGAUUGGUCAUGCAGGUGGUGUUAUUUGUGCACUAAAAUUGUAGUGGAGGUGUUGUAGUAUGCCCCAUUUCAGCUUCCCACACCGAAGUAUUUAUUAAUUAUUUAGUGGUGUUACAUGAUGCCCAACCGCCAUUCUCUGUGUUUUGUAUUUUCCAUACAUAGACUUAAAAGUGGGACUUUCUCGAAUUUCAAAUGUUGGAUGUCUCUCUGGGUCGUAAGAAUGUUGUGUUGAUUGGGGCCUAUCACCCCCGUCUGCUGACUCAAAUGCAUUGGAAAAAUUGGUUAAUCUUUUAUCUGGCUAUGAGACCUCUAUUGGGUGAUCUUAACCUCGACUGAUGGAAUUUAACUCAAGUCAUCUCUUCACCUACUAGGCAAGACACCAGAAAUCUGGAAAAAGGAGGAUCUCAUUGAUAUAAUCCUAACAAACAAACCCACACAUAUAUACAUAGUGGUGUUUUUGCCUUAGACCUGAGUGACCAUUGUCUAAUAUUUUGUAUUGGAGACUCCAGACAAAAAAGACUCCACCAGGUGUUUUUGUAAAGAGGGAUUUGAAACACUUUGUUGAGCAGGCUUUUCUAUAUGACUUGUUUAUUUGUGACAUCAACAGGUUAUGCUCCAUUCCUGAACCGAUAUUAGUCCUAAGUCGUUUUACAAAAGUUUUAAACUCCUUAGCAAAUAAGCAUGCUCCCUUUAAAACAUAUUGUGUAAAAGCAGAUCUAACCCCUGGUUUUCACCCGAAAUAUCUGAAUUGUUGAAGUAAAGGCAUUUGAGUAGAGCACAGAGCUCAAAGACCCCAACGGAUUGGCAAAAUUUCCAACAGUUAAGAAAUAAAUGUGUCAGGGCAACAAGAAAUGCCUGUACCCUUUAGUUUAUAGUUUAUAAUCUAAUAUUUGGAACACACAGAAGAUCUCUGCCCAAGGAUCUCAAUGUGUAGUACAUGACGGCUAAUAAAAUACUGAAAGAUCUGAUAUGAAGCUGGGAGAAAGGCCAUGGAGAGAGAGAAAAAUCAAACACAAAGACUGUAGAACAGGAGUAAUAUGGUCAUGUUUUUUGCUUCUGGUAAGAAGAAAAAAAACAAGAAAUGUCACAAAAGGUUGUUUGAAAAUCUGAAAUUCCUGAAAGUAAUGCGGAUUUAAUGUUCAUGUGUAUUUUGUCAUCAUUUUGUUGGGGCAGGGGAGCGGUUGGAGCAUGAAAAAUAUUCUAGCUCCAAAGUGGGGCAUGACAGAAAAAAAUUGAGAACCACUGGUUGAGAGAACUCAACAUACCACAGUCUGUGGGUUUAACACGGUACUCCGCAUAAAUGUGAAAUGAAACACCUUGCUUGUUUAUGAUGUGACCCAAGGGUAGCAUGCAUAAGGAAAAUAUAAUUGGACCCCAAAACAUCUGAAAAAAAUAUAAUUUACAGAAACACAGACCUAAUGUUUGUGAGGUAAAAUUUAUACCAAUCUAAAACCAUAACAGAUACCCCUACCUAGUGCCUCGGGCUGUCCAAUAAGAGGUAGUGGACUAUGGUGUCAAAGGUUGCACUCAGGUCCAGCAGUACAAGGACUGAGCACGUGUUGGUAACUUUGAAAUUGGCCACUAAUUCUGAAGGAGGGAGGGAUCUAGUCAAGUUUUUUUAACAGCAGAUGGGACAGAACCAUUGGACAGAGAACUUCUCACAGUCUGCAUCAUGGGGCACAAGGAGGAGGUAGAUUAACCAACUAAUCGACCGUCAUUCUAAUAAACAUCUAGGGUUGUGUUGGUGGGUAGAUAUCAGUUCAGAGAAAUAGUAUGUUCCAUAACCAUAUUGUGUUGUAAUAAAAAUUCCUUUGUGAUAAUGCAAUGAA
Platichthys flesus (European flounder) is the source of this 3176-nucleotide messenger RNA. Its product is annotated as interleukin-10 receptor subunit beta-like. The coding region runs from base 143 to 1222 and encodes 359 amino acids. The record is from RefSeq and is a predicted model, not a curated record. The transcript is spliced from 7 exons. Gene Ontology annotation, molecular function: protein binding. NCBI's taxonomy places the organism in Eukaryota, Metazoa, Chordata, Actinopteri, Pleuronectiformes, Pleuronectidae.